GUUAUGAGAUGUAGAGGCGUGGAUAACUAUGUUAUCGGAUGUAGAGGCGUGGAUAAGUAUGUUAUCAGAUGUAGAGGCGUGGAUAACUAUGUUAUCAGAUGUAGAGGCGUGGAUAACUAUGUUAUCAGAUGUAGAGGCGUGGAUAACUAUGUUAUCAGAUGUAGAGGCGUGGAUAACUAUGUUAUCAGAUGUAGAGGCGUGGAUAACUAUGUUAUCAGAUGUAGAGGCGUGGAUAACUAUGUUAUCAGAUGUAGAGGCGUGGAUAACUAUGUUAUCAGAUGUAGAGGCGUGGAUAACUAUGUUAUCAGAUGUAGAGGCGUGGAUAACUAUGUUAUCAGAUGUAGAGGCGUGGAUAACUAUGUUAUCAGAUGUAGAGGCGUGGAUAACUAUGUUAUCAGAUGUAGAGGCGUGGAUAACUAUGUUAUCAGAUGUAGAGGCGUGGAUAACUAUGUUAUCAGAUGUAGAGGCGUGGAUAACUAUGUUAUCAGAUGUAGAGGCGUGGAUAACUAUGUUAUCAGAUGUAGAGGCGUGGAUAACUAUGUUAUCAGAUGUAGAGGCGUGGAUAACUAUGUUAUCAGAUGUAGAGGCGUGGAUAACUAUGUUAUCAGAUGUAGAGGCGUGGAUAACUAUGUUAUCAGAUGUAGAGGCGUGGAUAACUAUGUUAUCAGAUGUAGAGGCGUGGAUAACUAUGUUAUCAGAUGUAGAGGCGUGGAUAACUAUGUUAUCAGAUGUAGAGGCGUGGAUAACUAUGUUAUCAGAUGUAGAGGCGUGGAUAACUAUGUUAUCAGAUGUAGAGGCGUGGAUAACUAUGUUAUCAGAUGUAGAGGCGUGGAUAACUAUGUUAUCAGAUGUAGAGGCGUGGAUAACUAUGUUAUCAGAUGUAGAGGCGUGGAUAACUAUGUUAUCAGAUGUAGAGGCGUGGAUAACUAUGUUAUCAGAUGUAGAGGCGUGGAUAACUAUGUUAUCAGAUGUAGAGGCGUGGAUAACUAUGUUAUCAGAUGUAGAGGCGUGGAUAACUAUGUUAUCAGAUGUAGAGGCGUGGAUAACUAUGUUAUCAGAUGUAGAGGCGUGGAUAACUAUGUUAUCAGAUGUAGAGGCGUGGAUAACUAUGUUAUCAGAUGUAGAGGCGUGGAUAACUAUGUUAUCAGAUGUAGAGGCGUGGAUAACUAUGUUAUCAGAUGUAGAGGCGUGGAUAACUAUGUUAUCAGAUGUAGAGGCGUGGAUAACUAUGUUAUCAGAUGUAGAGGCGUGGAUAACUAUGUUAUCAGAUGUAGAGGCGUGGAUAACUAUGUUAUCAGAUGUAGAGGCGUGGAUAACUAUGUUAUCAGAUGUAGAGGCGUGGAUAACUAUGUUAUCAGAUGUAGAGGCGUGGAUAACUAUGUUAUCAGAUGUAGAGGCGUGGAUAACUAUGUUAUCAGAUGUAGAGGCGUGGAUAACUAUGUUAUCAGAUGUAGAGGCGUGGAUAACUAUGUUAUCAGAUGUAGAGGCGUGGAUAACUAUGUUAUCAGAUGUAGAGGCGUGGAUAACUAUGUUAUCAGAUGUAGAGGCGUGGAUAACUAUGUUAUCAGAUGUAGAGGCGUGGAUAACUAUGUUAUCAGAUGUAGAGGCGUGGAUAACUAUGUUAUCAGAUGUAGAGGCGUGGAUAACUAUCCCUAAGUGUUUCGUUUAUUGGUACUUGGAAACUGACAGAAGCAAUACUGGACCGUGAUAUCAAACUGUACCC
Molecule: messenger RNA, 1723 nt
Organism: Mizuhopecten yessoensis (Yesso scallop)
Lineage: Eukaryota; Metazoa; Mollusca; Bivalvia; Pectinida; Pectinidae
Exons: 2
Coding region: 29-1708 (559 amino acids)
Source: RefSeq, a predicted model, not a curated record